AUGUUCAUGGAAGAAAGUGGAAUAGAUAACAAAAUCGUCAGGAUGAAUAAGUUGCACGUGGAAGCGGUUCAACAGUGCAUAGAUUAUAUGUACAGCAGCGUUGCCAACAUCACUUUCGAUAAUGUUGAAAAUGUUUUGCAUGCAUCUGACUUCAUGCAGUUGAUCGGACUAAGCGAACUCUGUUUCAAGUUUUUAAAACGUACCAUAUCAUCAAUUGAAAUAUACCACAUUGCUAUGUUUUUGGUAAAAACAUAUGGAGGAAAAUAUGGCGAAACAUUUUUUAAAGACUUCGCUAUGGAUGCUACAGAGCGUAUUAUUGUCACUGAAUCAUUUUUAAACUCAAAUCAGGAAGAUCUCACGAGGUUAUUAGGAACUAUACCAUUAAAUAUAGAAAAUGCAAAUGUCAUCAAAUGCAGGGCGUUGUUCGAAUGGUUGAAAUUUGAGAAACAUCGCAUGAAGUUAUUGCCAACAUUGAUCACAAACGCAUGUAUAUCAUUGCAACCGCGUAAAGUUGUUAUUGAUACAGGUGUGGCUGAGUUAAUGAAUGAAUUAGGUACUUUUUCGAAGAAAGAAAAUGAUGAUAAAAGUUUGAAUGACGCUAAAUUGAGGAAAACCAAUGAGGUAAAAACCGAAUUCUCAAACACAUCCGGACAUGCACCCAAAUUGGAAACUCAGAUUGCUAUUUUAAACAAACCUUCUGGCUUCGUAGAAAUAUUUCAUCCCAAGUGGGGUACGUAUUUAACACUUUGCAAAGUCAGCAAAAGCGUUGACGUCAAGUUAACUUCUAUUUGUGGAAAUCUAUGCAUGUUAAAAGAAAGAUCUUUAUUCAUCUGGAAUGGACAAACGUGGAAAAAUUCAGUUCAUUUGCAACGAAAACCAAAUCGCUGGUCGCAAUUUCUGAGCUUCCAAGACUGCGUUUACAUCAUUGACAAAUUUCAAACGUGUUGGUAUAACCCUAAAAACGAACAGUUGGUAGAAAACAUUGAUGGUUGUCUUUUAGGCGAUGGGUUUUGUGCCACAGCUUCGGAUAAUUUAAUUUAUGCAAUGGGCGGUUGGGAUACUGGCAAAGUCGCUACACGCUUUGACCCAUUAACUGAUACUUGGUCAUCGAUUGCACCCAUGAAUAUGCGCCGUUCUUGGGGAACUGCCGUCAUUCUUAAUGAAAACGUUUACGUUAUCGGGGGAAAGUCAUCAGCUUUUGGAAAAAAUCAGAAAUCAGUGGAACGCUACGAUACAGAUACAAAUACGUGGACAAAAUCUGGUAACAUAUCACGCGGCCGAUCUCACUCUAGCUCGUGCGUAGUGGGUGAUACCGUAUAUGUAUUCGGAGGAGAGAUCGCGAAUGAAAGUGAAAUUGACGACAACAAAUCAGAUUUAUGGGAACCUGUUGUUACUUGUGAUAAAUAUCACGGAAAAGUAUCAGUAUGCCUUUACAAUUCAACAAAUAUUGCCCACAAUGACAAAUAA
This is a messenger RNA of Styela clava, 1467 nucleotides long. Its product is annotated as ectoderm-neural cortex protein 1-like. The record is from RefSeq and is a predicted model, not a curated record. Gene Ontology annotation, molecular function: protein binding. NCBI's taxonomy places the organism in Eukaryota, Metazoa, Chordata, Ascidiacea, Stolidobranchia, Styelidae.